Messenger RNA from Rotaria sp. Silwood2, 2769 nucleotides. NCBI's taxonomy places the organism in Eukaryota, Metazoa, Rotifera, Eurotatoria, Philodinida, Philodinidae. The record is from the annotation of a GenBank genome assembly.
AUGACCGAACUUUAUUCACAUGAAGGUCAACAACAAGAAGAACUAUCUAAUCAAUCAACAAUAAAAAUAUCGAGAUUUUCUUCAUCAACAAACAAUCAUUCAUAUAUUAAUAAAAAUUUAAAUGAUCAUAACAAUGAAAAUGACAUCUAUAAAGAAGCUUUUGUAGUUCCAGUAACUCAACAUUGGAAACUACAAACAUCAGAUGAACAACAAUCAGUAAAUAAUCAAUUUUCUCAAACAUUUAUUGAUCCACGUUCAUUAACACAAUCAACACACCCUAAUACUGUUUUCAAUAUGUCCAAUGAAAAUCUAUCAACUUAUACUGAUAAGAAUAGUAAUAAAGAUGAAUUACCAACAAUUAUUGACGAAUCAGAAAAACCAGCAAUAAAAAUGAAAAAAAGAAAUACGCCAAUACCUAAAUCUCAUCCACGUCGAAGACAUAAUUUAAAUAACACUACAAUAUUAAAUGAAUCAUCGAAUUCUCAAGUACUUACAAAUCAUAACAAAACAAAAUUUCUUGAAACGAACAAAUCAAUAAAAAAGACUCAAAAAUCGAUACCUGUUUUUAUUCCACCAAAAAAACCACCAACACAAUCAUAUAUAUUUUCUUCUAUAAUUCCAUUUGAUGAUUCACUUCAGAUUAAACAAAAAUCAAUUAACAAACAACAGAAUACUUUUGCUAAUAAUAAUUAUAAUAAUGAUGAUGAUGAUGAUCAUAAUUCUUCGUCAAUUAUAAACUGGACACCGCCGUCAUCAACAUCACCAGUAAAUUCUCAUAUGCAAUCAUCAAGUAGUUUAGAUGAUGAAAAUUCAGAUGAUGAAAGUUUAUUUAUACAAAAAACAAAAUCUAAAAUAAAAGAUCGAAAAAUUCAUUCAUCAUUUCCAACUUAUUGUAAUAUUCCAGUAGCUAUAUUCAUUACUGAUCCCACUGGACAUUCGUAUAAAUUCAAUCCAGAUACUGAUAUACUAGAAAAAUAUAAUAAUGAUGAAGUUUUUGAUGAUGAUUUAAUUCUAACUGAUACAAAUGCAUUGUUUCCAAAUACUGUAUACGAUAUUUCUUCAUCACCCGAUGUUACAACUAUAUCACCGGUAUCGUCAACAGUUCUUGAUAGACACAGUUUACAAAGUAUUGGUGAAGAAGAAGACGAAGAAGGAAGUGAACAUGAUAAUCAUAAUAUAUUUUCAAAAGAACUUGAUCGUAUUGAAGCAUUGGCUCGAUCACGUGAAAUGAAUUUCAAUCCACCAAAUAAAGAUCAUGAUCAUACUCAACAUAAAACUGAUAAAGAAUUAGUAGGUCGACGAUGGAGUGAUGGUGAUUCUGGUCAAGAAGAUGAAGAGCGAACUUCAACAACAAAGUCAUCAAUGAUGAAAACAUCAAGUGCAAUAUCUAUUACAAAACCAAGUGAUACUAUACCCGUUAAAUUAUCGAUAACAAAAUAUAUUCUUAUGAAAUUACAUUUAAAAUCAGUAAAUAAAGAUGAUGAAUCGAAUAUAUCAUCAUCAACAACAAAUUCCAAAAAAAAACGUACUGUACGCCAUUCUCGUACAAAAUUAUCACCAAUAAAUGAUUCAAAUUCAAAGUCCCAGUCAAAUACUAAUAUUUAUGAAUCCUCAAAUAAUCUAGCAUCAAAUGAACUAAUUCAAAGAGAAAAAUCAACAACUGAUAGUAUUCAAUCAACAAAUAAUUCUUAUCGUUUCAAUAAUAAUAAUAAUAAUAAACCGACAAUAGGAGAAAAAUUUGGUAGUGUUGGAAAUCUUGAUAGAAUUGAUAGUGAUGAUGAUGAUGAUAUUGAUGGAAAUUUUGAAAAGGCUAAACUGGGUUCACUAUCAAGUAUAAAUACGACAUUAAGUGAAAAAAAAGCUCAUUAUGGUCUUGAUAUAUCUGGUACAAUUGAAUUAAAAUUAACAUAUACAAUAUCAACAGGUGCAUUAGACAUUUUAAUAUAUAAUUGUAAAAAUUUAGCUCGAGCAAAAAGAAAUCAAACAUCGGACCCUUAUGUUAAAGUUUAUUUAUUACCUGAUCGUUCAAAAAAUAGCAAACGUAAAACAUCAACUAAAAAGAAUACUAUUGAUCCAGUUUUUGAAGACAAACUUCGUUACCAUGUAACUAAACAAGAAUUUGAAACUCGUGUUUUAUGGAUAUCAGUAUGGAGUCAAGCAAUAUUAGGACAAAAUAAUUUUCUGGGUGAAAUUCAUAUUCCAUUAUCUAAUUGUACAUUAGAUAAAACCCAACAAUAUCAAUUAUUAGCUGAAAAACAAAAAAAUGAUUUAACACCAAUUGGUGAACCAACAGUGGACUCAGGUGAAAUACAAUUUCAAUUAACAUUUAUUGAAAAUCCAAAACAUAAAGACAUUGGAACAUUACAAGUACAUUAUAUUCAAGGAAAAGCUAUUUUUUAUGGUAAACGUCAAGUUGAUGCUAUUUGUAAAGGUGUAUUAAUGCCUGAUUAUGUUAAACGAAAAAUACCAGCCAUACGUAAAGGUCCAACACCUAAAUGGGAAAUGCCAUUACGAUGGGAUGGUGUACGUCGUGAUAAUUUAGAAAAUAUAUCUAUUGAAAUAAGUAUUUGGUCUCAAGAACGUUUUCGAACGCUAAUGAUUGGUUUUGUACGUCUUAAUCUUGCAAGAGGACAUUUUGAUAAUAAACCAGUUAAAUGGUCAGAUGCAACAAAAGUAGAAAAAUCAGCUUGGGAAUCAUUUCUUCGUCGACCAACGGAAAUACAUCAUUUUAGACUUCCAUUAAGACCAGCAACUACUGAAAAUAAAUAG